AGCAAAAAGUCUCGUCCUCUUGAUACCCUCUGUUUUUUCUCUCAUUUUAAUGAUAGACGAGCACACGAGUUUGCUGAGAUUUAUUAUUCACUAUCCGGAUUGUAGUCUGCUCCACGUUAGUGUCUUUUCAGGAGGAACAUGAGGGCAGAAAUAGAUAAAAUCGUGUCUCUGUCAGACGCAGACAACACGGCUUCCCUUCAGAAGUACCUGUCCUCCCUGACCAAUGAGCAGCUCUUUUCUGUCAUAACUAAUAGCGCACUAAAGGCCAAGACGGUCCGUCCUGUGAUCAAAGGCAUCCUAAAAGGCUCUUCAACUAAUACCUCUGAGGGGUCAAAUCGCAGACUUCUCCUGUAUCAGCACUGCAUCCCUCUAUGUGAGUCAGGGGACCUUCAGGCUGAGGUUGCAGCUGAAAUCAUUGGACUGCUGAUGCUUGAGACUCAUACACUUUCUGGACCAUCUCUUGCACAACUGGCAUCUCUAUUUGUUGAUGCUAUUAAAGUGGGGAAAAUGGGAAAUGGAAAAUCCCUGGAGUUAUUUCCUACUGUUCUGACAGCCCUUGCUGCGUGUGAAUCCUUGUCAUACGGAAAAGGGGAACUUAAUGGUGAGGAAUUCAAGAAACAGCUGAUAAACAGCCUCUGCUCGAGCAGAUGGGACCCACACUGUGUUAUUCAUUUGACAACUAUGUUCAGGGAUGUGCCCUUAUCGUCGGAGGAGCUGCAAUUUCUGGUGGAGAAAGUAGUGAGAAUGUUCGCCAAACUGGAUCUGCAGGAGAUCCCACCCCUGGUUUACCAGCUGCUGCUUUUAUCUGCUAAGGGUUGUAAGAAACAGGUCCUGGAUGGUAUCAUCAAUUAUUUUAAGGGGCAAGACAUUUGCCAAGAAGAAGAGCAGAGACAUGGAGAGAGCUUGGAUCUAGAGGUUCAAUCUAUUCCACAGGACCAGUUAAGGCAUGUGGAGGGGACCGUCAUCCUCCACAUAGUCUUUGCUAUACGACUGGACCAUGAGCUGGGCAGAGAAUUCCUAAAAAGCCUGAAGACAGCGUAUGGAGACUUGUGUCCUUUCAGUGUUGCCCUGUUGCUCUCAGUGACACGUAUUCAGCGUUAUGAAGAGCAGGUGUUUGAACUCUUAAAAGGAGUAGUCAUCAAGAGCUUCAAGGAGGAGCAGCUGCAGCAAGGAUCAAAGUUCCUUCUGGACCUCUUGCCUAAGCACUGUGGUGUGGCUCAGAUGACACUGGACACAAUCAAGAACAGUGUGUUUGGGUGGGAUCAUGUCACAGAGGGAUUGGUGCAGCUGGGCUUCUUCCUGAUGGACACAUUUGGACCCAAACCUGGACCGUUUGGUAAAGCCGCAGAGGGACCUGUUAGCGUUGCCCGAACCCCAGCUCAGCAGGCGUGUAAGCUGGGAGGACAGGUGCUCCUACAGAGCUUUAAGGUGCACGAGUCAGUCAGAGGCGAGAUAUUGGAGCAGGUCUUGAACCGUCUUAUCACAAAGACGGCUUCACCUGUCAAUCAUUAUUUGGACCUGUUCUCUGACAUUGUGGCCUCUGCUCCCAUGAUCCUCCUGGAGUCUUCCUCCAAGCUCACGGAGACAUUUGACCACUUGUCAUACCUGCCUUUGACCACCGUUCAGGGUCUGCUGAAAGCUGUACAGCCCCUACUCAAAGUCAGUAUGUCUUUGAAAGAUGCUUUAAUUCUAGUUCUUCGCAAGGCCAUGUUUUCCAGUCAGCUGGAUGGCAGGAAGUCUGCAGUGACCGGCUUCUUGUUGUUGCUGAAGAACUUCAAAGUGCUGGGCAGCUUGGCCUCCAGUCAAUGUAGUCAGGCAAUCUCCUCCAGUCAGGUCCAAGUUGAUGUUCAUUGUCGUUACAACUCUGCUGCCAACGAAGCGUUCUGUCUGGAGAUCCUCAGCAGCCUGCGUCGCUGCCUUGGCCAGCAGGCCGAUGUGCGCCUCAUGCUCUAUGAGGGUUUCUAUGAUGUUCUACGUCGCAACUCUCAACUUGCCAGCUCCAUCAUGCAGACUCUCCUCUCACAGCUGAGGCGGUACUACGAGCCAGAACAGGACCUGCUGCCCCCGGUGAAACUGGAGCCAUGCAUCACUGCUCAUGGGGACCAAGUCUUUCUCCAGGAGCCCCUGGCACAUCUUGUGAGCUGCACCGUGAACUGCCUGCUGUGGCUGAAGAACAUGCGCCAGUCAGCCAGCUGCAAUGACAGCGAUGAUGAUGAGGAAGAGGAGGAGGGAUAUCAAUCUGACCUACAGACAAUCCUCCAGAGCAUGACACGGCGCAUGAUCAAGUGUGAACUGGAAGACUUUGAGCUGGACAAGUCAGCAGAGUUUUCAAUGGGAUCAAGCGUUGGAGUGAAGAAUAACAUCUAUGCUGUACUUGUGAUGGGCGUGUAUGAGGUCCUAAUGGAGUAUAACUUCAUCAAAGCAAACUACAAUAAAAGUAACUUUGAAGACCUUCUUGAGCUGUUUAGCCGAUCCCACAAACUGUCUGAGAUCUUGAAGGAGAAAUCUGGAAAGGGUCGAGUUUCCUCACACAAGACCCCUCGCAGUUUACUCUCUAUGGGCUUCGUAUCAACGCUCAUUACUGUGCUCUUCAGGGACAACAGUCAAAGCAGAGAGGAGGCCCUCUCAGUUCUCCGCUCCAGUGGAGAAUUUGUGCGGUACGCGCUAAGUGUAGUUGUACAGAAGAUCCAACAGCUGGAGGAAACGGGACACACAGAUGGUCCAGAUGGACAGAAUUCAGACAAAACUUUCCGCUUCCUCUGUGACAUGACGAGCGUGCUGAUGUGGCGUUACACAAACAUCCCCAGUGUGGUGGAGGAGGCGGGGAAGAAAGAGAAGCGCUCCAGCCUGUCCCAGCUUUGUUUGGAGGGUAUCCUGAAGAUCUUCACAACCUGCCAGCAGCGAUACCCAGACAAGAUGCCCCAGCUCCUCUCUGCUAUGGAAAUUGCAGAAAAUGAUGCCGAACAAGAUGAUGUAACAGAGAUGAACUAUUUUUAUAUCAGACAGUUUCAGAGGGCGCUGUUCACACUAUUAAGUGGAGGUGAGGAGGAGUUUAACAGCAAAGAAGCUCAGCUGCUGGUCAGUAUUUUGAGUGUACUCUCACGUCAGCUGAAUCCAUCCUCCAAGCAGUUCACACAGAUGAUUACGUGGACUGUGAAAAUCUGCAAAGAGACUAGUUUUGAGGACACUGCGUUCUCCAAAGGGUUGCUCUCUCUUCUCUUCAGCCUGCACAUCCUUUACAAGAGUCCUGUGAGCCUUUUGCUGGAGCUUUGCCAAGACAUCCACAGCCAGCUGGGAGAUAUUGACCAGGAUGUCGAGGUGGAAAAACAGUCUCAUUUUGCUAUUGUCAACAUGAAAACUGCUACAACAGCAGCAUUACUGGUCCUGUCUCAAGUUGGCCGAGUGCUCGAUGAGGUGGACUGGCUCAUUGCCAGAAAGAAAAGUCAGACAACUUCUGAUAAAUCUGGCUCUGGUGAAGCCACCCAGACUGCAGGCCAACAAGACCCAGUUGAGAAAGCGGUGACGCUGCAGCUCGGGACUCUCUUGACGGCGUUAAAUGAGCUGGUCCAGACAGCCCUUCUGCCGGGAACGUGCACCAUUACACUGCUGAGGGAACUGAGUCGUACUUACACCAUCCUCACCACCCUGGUCAAAUACUACAUCCAGGUGUGUCCCAAUCAGCACCCUGUCCUGCCUAGUCGCUUCGAGAAGCUGGUGAAACUAUCUGGCUCCCACCUCACCCCACAGUGCUACACGUUUAUCACAUAUGCACAGAGUGGAGAAUCCACUGGUGGAGGUGCAGAUGACAAGAAGAAAAAGAAAAAGAAUGAUGCGAAUACUGCUUCUUCUGCAAAGCUUCUGCGUGAGACAAAGGUCAUGCCUAACCUGAUCUUCAGCAUCGAACAGUAUGAGAAGUUUCUCAUCACACUCUCAAAGAAAUCAAAGGUCAAUCUCAUGCAAUACAUGAAGCUGAGCACCUCAAGAGAUUUCCGCAUCAAUGCUGCUACUCUGGACGCAGCCCUGCAGGAGCAGGAUGAGAGUCAGGAGGCCCCAAACACGCAAGACACGGAGGAGACACAGGAACCCAAGCAGAAGAGGAGAAAACGGUGAACUGAUAUCAGUCUUCUCUCCAGUUUCCUUGCAGCCGUGUGAUUGUACUGCUGCGGAACCUCAGCGGGGUUCAUUAUCGACUAUCUUCCUUUAUUCAGAGAGCCUUUAGUGAUGUUCAUGAUCUGGUAGAUGUCCAAGGCCUCACCUGUGGAAUGUUGGAACAUGUUAAUUUUCAAAAGUGCUUAUGUUUCUUUAUUUCACUUUAUUCCAAAGAAACUGGUCUUUAUGUAUUAAAUGCAAAACAGUCCAUGCAGUUACACCCGAUAUAUAUUACAACUGCUAUUUCUAGUUUACAUUAUUUGAAUAUUUGUCAAGAAAUGAUUUGAGUUCCUGCCUAAUUUCAUCACAAUGUCAUGAUGGAGCAGCUGUUGUUUUUAAGGAUUUAAAAGUGUUUAAAUAAUUUCUUCUUUAAAAUAUAGUAUAACUCUAGUACUUCAGAUGGCUACACUAAGCAAAGAGGAAUUAUCGAUGGUUUCCGCUGCAAGGACAUGCAUCCGGUGUUUAUUUACACCGAAGCUUUGUAAGUUAUUGUUUUAUUAUAAUAUUUUUCUGAACAUACAUGGAACAUUUCUUAUCUUAGCAGAUAUGUGUAAAGUUAUUAAUUGAAAACUUGUGUUUUUCAACUUGUUCAGAGCUCUUAACAGGUCAUAAAAAUAAAACUGAGCUGACACUCUU
Cololabis saira (Pacific saury) is the source of this 4785-nucleotide messenger RNA. RefSeq names its product FA complementation group I (gene fanci). The record is from RefSeq and is a predicted model, not a curated record. NCBI's taxonomy places the organism in Eukaryota, Metazoa, Chordata, Actinopteri, Beloniformes, Belonidae. Gene Ontology annotation, molecular function: DNA polymerase binding. Gene Ontology annotation, biological process: DNA repair. The coding region runs from base 139 to 4110 and encodes 1323 amino acids. The transcript is spliced from 37 exons.